Molecule: messenger RNA, 1083 nt
Organism: Megalopta genalis
Lineage: Eukaryota; Metazoa; Arthropoda; Insecta; Hymenoptera; Halictidae
Product: E3 SUMO-protein ligase NSE2
Biological process (GO): protein sumoylation; double-strand break repair via homologous recombination
Cellular component (GO): Smc5-Smc6 complex; nucleus
Molecular function (GO): zinc ion binding; SUMO ligase activity
Source: RefSeq, a predicted model, not a curated record
CCAACUAUGUAUGUACGAAUGUUGGCAUUGUCAUUUUGAAAUUCAAUAAAAAUGAUUACUAUACCGUUCUAGUUUUCAAUAAAUGUUCGAUUCAAAAUCUAUUAGUUCUUUUAUAUAACGUAGGCUCAGAAGUUAUAUUUAGUUUUUCGUUCUCCAGAGGUUAUAAUAGAAAUAGUUUAUACCAAAAGUGUCUAAAACUCAUUGCACGGAUGCAUGCAAAUAUUCAAGUCGAUAAAUUUUCAAUCCCCGAUUUUUAAAAUGACACAGUCUCAACAAACCAUAGAAGAAUUGCACGAUUCUUAUACACAAACAGCUGCUAAUAUAAUAUCUUAUUUUGGAGGAAAUGAAGUGAAAGAAAAAUUAAAAGAGCUAAGGGAUAUUGUGGAAAACAACUGUGUUUUAGGUAAGAAGUUACGGUCAGUGGAAGAUACUAAAAACCAUUUAUUCAACUUAUACAAUGAUGAAAAUGCACAGUCUGAUUUAGAAACCAUUAUACAGGAAUAUAAGAAUUCUAUAUCUGAAAUUAAUACCGAUGUAUCUGACAAUUCCAAAUUGAUAGAUUAUGAUAAUCACGUAAAAGCCUUAUUAGACGAAAUAGGAGAUAAAGAGGAGGAGGAAAAUGACGACGAGGAUGUAGACAUGAUGUUAACUGGAGGCUUAAUAAAUGUGAUCGAUCCAAUUUCUAAAAAGAGAAUUGUAGAUCCUGUGAAAAACAUAGUAUGCGGGCACACCUAUGAUAGAGAAACUAUCACAGAAUUGUUGAAAAUAAAUGAAAAGACCAGAUGCCCUGUGGUAGGUUGUAAAACUACAGACUUUGUGAAACUCAAAGACCUUCGUUUAGAUAUUGUAACAAAAAUGUAUCUUGACAAAAAUCCUGCUUAACAUUUAAAUAGACUGUCAAACCAAAAAAAAGAGUACAGUUUGUAAAAUAUAUUGCAGAUAUCUGUAUAUAGUUUUCACACUUAUUAAGUACAAAAAUAAAAACCGCAUGUACAUACAUAACAACUUGUACUUAGUCACAACGUGACUUAUCGUUAUAUGUAGACAUGUUUUUCAUUACUAGAAUAUAUUUCAAGUUACGAA